Messenger RNA from Haplochromis burtoni (Burton's mouthbrooder), 3190 nucleotides. It is a transcript of the gene tsnaxip1, whose product is annotated as translin-associated factor X interacting protein 1. Bases 352 to 1575 code for a protein of 407 amino acids. Gene Ontology annotation, cellular component: cytoplasm. The transcript is spliced from 10 exons. NCBI's taxonomy places the organism in Eukaryota, Metazoa, Chordata, Actinopteri, Cichliformes, Cichlidae. The record is from RefSeq and is a predicted model, not a curated record.
UUCAUAAAACCACUGUGUUGUUUACUAAGUUUUAUUAUAUUGUAAUUAAUAUAGCAGAUAUGUGAAAUAGCCUUUAUAAAACACGUUACCAUAUAUUGGUUAUUAUAUAUCAAAGUUAAUGAUUGAGUUGAGCAGAUAAAAUCAUUGCCAUUUUGAAAAUUAGUUAGGCGCACACCGGGCAACUACGUGGGGUCUUGUUGCGUAGUCAGUCGUCGUUACCAUGGAAACCCUGCUACAAAUGUUGUGCUGUGCGACGCUAAAGCCGAUCUCAUUGAGUUAAACUGACGAAAUACAACAGUUUCAAACGGGCUAAGUGUUUGUUAUUGUCCACCCCUUAUAUCAAAGCUAUAAAUGUCACCAAACAAAGAUAUGAAAUUUCCACCUCUAACACCGUCACAAAAAACAAGACUUACAUAUGAAUACAAUCUACAAAGUUACACAGCCCAGACAUCAGAGGAAGGACAUGAAGAGGAAAGUGCUGGUGGUGUAUCUGUCCAACCAUGUGCAACGAGAAAGUGCUGGACAGGAGGCAGUUACUUUUAUGCAGGCCCAAACAGAAAGCCACAACUUCUGAUGCAGCUGGAGAACUAUGUGAGCAAGGAGCUUCAUACUAUCGACCCACAUGAGCCAAAAUUUCAGGAGCUGAAACUUCAGGUCUACCGCAAUGCAUUUGAAUGUUUCAUCACUGCCUUCAAAACUUACCAACCCCUUCUGUCUGCCAUUAAAAAGGAAUAUGAAAACACCUUUGUUCAUCAGGGAGAACAAAUCAAAAAGCUGGAACCACUGCAGUCCCAUCUGAGGCUGGUGACAGAGGAAUGUGACAGAAAGAUUCAAGCUCGCUGGGCAGAGGAGCAGGCUGAGAUUGCUGCCUUGAAAAUGGAGAAGCAGAAGCUAAAGGAGGAGAUUGAAGCCAUGAGAAAGAGAGAGAAGACAGUGCAGGCAGUGGUGGAUCAUCUGCAGUCAGAACUGUCUGACCAGUAUCUGCAGUACCGGGAGGAGCGUGAUGCUCGCAGGUUGCUGAUUUGGCAGCUCAAUGACAUGACAAGAAGUAGUGUGAAGGAGCAGUGUUCUGCAGACAAAAGUACAGAUUGGAAGGAUCCUGUGGAACUGCAGCUCGCUCUAAAGGUGUGUCGAGAAGACCUGAGGAAAGCCCAGGAGGAACUGAACAGGAUGAACGCAGAGUACUGGGGUGUUGUGCCCCAGUGUGACUGGGACGCCCUUGAACAGAAACACCAACGGACCGAGCUUCAGUUGAAGACACUCCAGGAUGACUUUGAUCAGUUAAAGAGUGAGUAUGACACACUGCUGGAACUCCACAAACGAGGCAGCAUGCAGGCCAAGACACACGUCUCAACCUCUGUCCAGACUGAUGAGAGUGGGUCCCAGCAGCAAAGCCACAUUCAGUCCCAGCAACAAGAGGAACCAGUCACCUCUGAUGCCCCUGAGAGCAACAUGUUCCCUGUCCAUGAGUCUAGGGAGGCCCAGAGGACAACAUAUUUUGGAGAGGAAACGGAUCCACGUUUGGCCUCAUCUCAAGGUGAAGCAGGCAACAGUGGUGAUCCCAUCUCCUCUUAGAGCCUGCGUUUAGUGGCUGGGGUCUCAAGUUUGAGCCUUGAUGUAAUUCACAACAUGUGAUCAAAAUUGUGAAGAUGCUGAAUUAAAUAUUAAAAAUUGUGACCACUGAGACCACCUGUGAGUUUUCAAGCUUUACCUUCAGUUCCUUGACAAUUCAGUGGAAAAUGUACCAUCAAAUUUUAAAACCACUUUCCUAACAGUGAGUGAAAUACUCGUAUCGUAUUUAUUCUGUAUUACAGAAGCCUGCUUAAAAAAAUACAUUCAUUUACAAUAUCCAAGUCACCAGCUCUGACGCUUCUUCUCCAGCACACCACAGCAAAGUACAUUGUGCUCACUACAACUGGCUGAUGGAAAAUCCCCAUGAUUUUACUCUCAUUUUGCUCUCUUCAUUAGGAAGUAGAGCUUGCUCAUCCUCUUUUUGGAUACAGCUUCUGUGUUGGUCUUCCAGUUCAAUCUGUUGUUGAUAUGGAUGCCUCUGUAUUUGUACUCCUCCACCACAUCAGCAUCCUAUCCCAGGAUAGACAUGGGUCAGUUGUCCUCUUUCCUCUGAAGUUGAUCACAGUCGCUCUGGUCUUAUUCACAUUUGGAAGCAGAAGAAUCCUCCCAGGCCAGUCCAGUCACCCAGUAGUGCUCUGUGCUCCUCUUCCCACCCACAAUUAAUACAACCAACAACCUCAGAAUUGUCAGAGUAUUUCUGUAGAUUGCAUUGACCACAAUUGUACUGAAAGCCUCAGGUGUACAAGGUGAGCACAAAUGGAGAUGACACAGUUCCCUUUGGAGCUCCUGUACUGUACUGUCCAGUCUCCCAAAUUGCAGUUUGUCUACAUGUAUCAGGUAAUCAUUAAUCCAGGAGAUGGUGGACAUGUUUGUUAAUAUUUCUGGUAGCUUCUGUAUGCGAACUGCAGAGGGUCACGAGAUGUUUUCAUGUUGGACAGUACUUAUCUCUCGCCAAUCUUCAUUAAAUAUGAUGUAAUGGCAAGUGGUCAGUAGGCUUUAAAUUCUUAAUAGUGUUGAGGUUUUUGGUACAGGAACUAGACAGGAUGUUUUCCCUAACACUGAUAUCAUCUCCUGUUUCAAACUUUGGCUGUAAAUGUGACUCAGGAUCACAGGCAGCUGGCUAGCACAGGUCCUCAGCACCUUGGGGUUGAUGUAAUCAGGCAGUUUUGUGUAGCCUAAUAAUGGGAGAAUUUAAGUAUUUAAACAUGUGUUACUUAUAGCUUGAGAGUAGAUAGCAACACAUGUAGUAAACUUAAUUUCUUGCAGGACCAAAACAAGGAAAGCGGUGAGGCUCAGUGACGUUGUAGCCCAUGCUCUGCAGAAAGAGAUAAGUUAAUGUGCUGCUAAUGGUAAUAUGUCCACCCCAGAUAAGCACCUUUCUCUGCCAGUUUUAUAUUUCAAAUGCUGAUAGCAUGUUUGAAAAUUUCUUUGACUGUUAAAAAAUGCUUUGCAACCUAAGGCUCAAUAAAAGAUUCCCUAAUGCCCUGAUAUUAACUGGGUUAUUAUAUAAUCUCAAGGAUUUAUUCUAAGAAAGUUCACAACCCAUAUAAGCUGCACUUCAUUUGUAAAAAUAAGUCAGUAGAUAGAUAGAUAGAUAGAUAGAUAGAUAGAUAGAUAG